AUGACUUCUGACUCCGAUAGACCCGAAUCUCCUUCCUACGAUGAGAGGCACUCCAGCAACGACGAGUGCACUCGCCCUAAUGACGUCGCUGGUCCAUACUACAGAUCCACAUGCUAUUUCUGUGUGUACGAGAUCUAUUUCAAGGGCUGCGGAUUAACCUUUCCCCUUCCUGAAGCCCUAGUCCGAUACCUAGCAGCUCUUGAGAUUGCUUUGCCCCAAUUAACUCCCAAUCUCCUCCGAACUAUCCUUGGGAUUAUAACCAUUGCGGCGGAGGCUGGUUAUAUUAUCGGGGUUCCCGAAUUGAACAAGCUUCUAAGCGUGAGAACUUUCAUUGCUCCGACUCUCCCAUCCGAAGAAUUAAUCAAAUUCUUCAAAAUAAUCCUCGAAGGGGAAACCCUUUGGAACUCCUUUACCCUUGAACGGUUUAUAGAGGCCAAUCAGAAACUGAGGAUGAGUCCCCCUGGACAACUUCACCGUCUUCCGCCUCCUCCCCCGACUCAAGGAAUGUCAGUUCGGGCCCUCACUGCCCAACGCAAGAUGCUCUCCAAGCCGAUGGUUGAGGCUUGCGAGGAGAACAAGGCGUUCCUUGCGACCGCCAUUGACAAAAAAUACAAUAGUAGGACCUUGCUUGUGGACGAUCGUAGCACCAAAGGAGCUAGAUCCAUCUCUGCUUUCAGAUUGACACCUCGUCGUGAACGUCGUGAUGAUCGUUCUCCUCGGAGGGCCCGAUCUCCUCAUCGUGACUCUCCUCGUCCUCCCCGAGAUGAUUUCAGCAACGAACCGCUUAAAAUGACCUUUCUCCUCGAUCGUCCCCUCCUACCGAACCAAUGGGUUCUCCUCCUCCUGUUGACAUGUCUUCCUCUCCCCAACACAGUGGCGAGAAGACUGCCCGAAGCGCUUCUCCUAAAGUGGGGGGUACUGAGCAUCUAG
Messenger RNA from Arabidopsis lyrata subsp. lyrata, 930 nucleotides. RefSeq lists its product as uncharacterized. NCBI's taxonomy places the organism in Eukaryota, Viridiplantae, Streptophyta, Magnoliopsida, Brassicales, Brassicaceae. The transcript has 4 exons. Bases 1 to 930 code for a protein of 309 amino acids. The record is from RefSeq and is a predicted model, not a curated record.